AUGCUGUUUUUUGUGCUGGUUGCGCUGUCGCUGGCGUUGGGGGUGUGGGGUGACGAGCACAACAUCGUCAUCCCUCUGGCGUUUGAGCCGGACUCGCAGCUCAUGACCGCCACCCUGGCAGUCGGCUCGCCCGCCAACACGUACGACCUGGUGCUCGAUACCGGCUCCCCGUUUGUGGUGGUGCAAGACUCGGUGUUUCACAAGACGGCUUCGACGAGCGAUGCAGCGCAGCCCGAGAUGGGCGAUAUGCAGGGCUACGUGACCACGACCCCCGCGGGAGGCGACGGAGCACCCGUCAAGCCUACGAUGCACUUUAUCACCGAUUUGGCCUACCUCGUCCAGGGCAGUGGGGUCGAGGCUGGAGGAGGGGCUCUGGCGGGAAAUAUGACUCUGGCACUUGCCGGAUUGCCACUCAAGGCCCAGGGGAUCCUGGGUCUGACGCCGCCGUUUAACAAGGUCCAGGCAAAGCCGGGCAAGGAUGGCAAGAAGACCAAGAUUCCCAGUGCCGAUGUAUCCUUCCUGGCUUCCUACCUGUCGGACGAUGGACGGAAGCGGUUGGGCAUUACGGGUGCGUCGCAUUUCUACACUGCCAUGGCACCACCCACUGAUUCGACACCAGCAAGUGGACAGCUCGUGUUCCCUAAAGAGGGUACUACGGUACCGGCCGUGGAGGGGUAUGAUGCAGGGGCGGCGAUCACCAUCGAUCCUAAUUCCGGCUCGACGUUCCCGGGGCAUCCGUUCUGGGGCAUCGCGCACCGCCACGAUCUGCGGUUCGUCAUCGACGAUCACGUGCUGGACAGUGUGCGCAUCGAUGCACUUUUGCUCGACACGGGCACGGCGGGUGUCGUCGGUCCACCGAGCGAGGUGGCCAAGAUCAUCGAUGCCACCCAGGGUCGUCUGAAGCGCACAUCGAGCGAUUCCAAGCAAGUCGUAGCUGACGCCGCAUGCGAUCUGCCCAUCAAGCUGGGCUUUGAGAUCGGCGGUAGGCGUACGACGUUCACGGCGAUCCGCAAGCCCAGCCCCGCGGCUCCCCAGUACAUACGCAUGGCGGUCGACGGCCAAGGCAGUGAAGACGUCCAGGCGGUUCAGGCGAUCAAGUCGUACCAGACGGCGGGAGUCAAUGUGCACCUCCAACAGAUGCGCAACUCUGUCGACGCCCUGACGGGAUUGAUCGGAUCCCCAUCCGCAAGCCGCUUGCGCAGGAUGCAGAAACGAAACCCGCUCCUGCAAAACGCACACCUGGCGGAUAGCGCAGAUAGUGGCCAACGAUGCACCGUCUCGCUCACCGGCAAUCCUCAGGUCGACCAAAUGUUCCCACAAAACGGCCCCGACUUUAAAGUGUGGAUCCUAGGCACCGAGUUCUUCCAGCAAAACCUCGUGUAUCACAACAUCGACUCGGCCGUCACCACCAUCAUCCCGCGCAAGUGA
This is a messenger RNA of Moesziomyces aphidis, 1428 nucleotides long. Lineage: Eukaryota; Fungi; Basidiomycota; Ustilaginomycetes; Ustilaginales; Ustilaginaceae. The record is from the annotation of a GenBank genome assembly.